Molecule: messenger RNA, 387 nt
Organism: Bursaphelenchus xylophilus (pine wood nematode)
Lineage: Eukaryota; Metazoa; Nematoda; Chromadorea; Rhabditida; Aphelenchoididae
Source: the annotation of a GenBank genome assembly
AUGAAAUCAGCAACCUUCCUACUACUACUACUAUUCCUUGCCACUCUCCCAGCGAUCCACGCUAUUCACGGCUUGGGCGCGCUUGGUUGGAUCGCCCGUGGGAUUCGAAUGGGGGUUGGCUACGGUGCCAGAGCAGGAAUGUUGGGCUCCCAAGGCUAUGGCAACAAUUACGGUGGAAAUAGUUAUGGUAACGGAUGGGGUAAUAGUGGCUGGGGAAAUAAUGGCUGGGGCAAUAGCGGCUGGGGUAACAGCGGAUAUGGAAGCAGCAAUUAUGGGAGCUAUUAUUCAAGUGGAAGUUAUCCAGGUGAGUUUACAGAGAGACUGUUUUUUUUUUGACAUUGGUCUCUUUUAGGUUACUACGGCUCAAACUAUUACUAUGGCAAAUAG